Molecule: messenger RNA, 1914 nt
Organism: Sceloporus undulatus (fence lizard)
Lineage: Eukaryota; Metazoa; Chordata; Lepidosauria; Squamata; Phrynosomatidae
Product: centromere-associated protein E-like
Exons: 10
Coding region: 189-1754 (521 amino acids)
Biological process (GO): microtubule-based movement; mitotic cell cycle; proteolysis
Cellular component (GO): microtubule
Molecular function (GO): ATP binding; microtubule binding; plus-end-directed microtubule motor activity
Source: RefSeq, a predicted model, not a curated record
GAACCGGAAGUGCAGGGCGAGUGUGACUCUGUGUAUGAGUUGUGGUGGGCGGGACUUGAAACAGGCCGGGCGGCCACGCCCACUUUGCCCUCCCCUUUGUCGCGAGACUGAGGCUCGUCGCGAGGCUGAGGCGCCAGGCCUCGAACUCUCGCGAUAAAGAAGAAGAAGACCUUGGAGACGAAGUCCAGAUGGCAUGGAAAAGCGAAGAUUGUACUGUGUCACAAAUAGAUGGGGACAAGUCUUUCACCUUUGGCACAAUUUUUGCUUACGGUCAAGCAGCUUCAGGCAAAGCCCACACAAUGUUGGGCACACGAGAUUGUCCUGGUGUCUUACCUAUGGCGAUUCAUGAUGUCUACAACACGAUUUACAAAAUUCCAGGCAGAGAAUUCCUACUCCGUAUAUCGUAUAUGGAGAUUCGCAAUGAAACUGUUCAAGACCUACUGUGCAGUAACAUGAGCGAAAAGAGACCAUUAGCUGUUCAUGAAGACAUCAAUCUGUCUCUUAAGAUGGAAGAGUUGCAAGACGAAGAGAGAGAGAUGGAGGAGUUGCUCUGUGAAUCCCAGUGGAAACAGAAUGACCAACUGCAAGAAGAGUUAAAGGUAGAAAAGAUGGAGAAACUGGAAAUGGCCCAAAGACUUUGUGACAGUGAAGAGGAGAGGGAAGCCUUAACCCAGGAAAGAGAUGACUUGAGGCAGAAGUGUGAAGUUCUCCAAACAGAGAGAGAAUCAUUCAGAGAUCUUGAGAAAGAAACAACCUUAAAGAUUAAAAAACUAGAGGAAGAGUGCCUUCGCCAGAAGCAAAGCCUUGAGUUGAAAGAAGAACAGAGUCAGGAAGAUGAAGGAAGGUUGGGUGAAAUGGAACAGUCGAAGGCCUCAACUGAGUCUAAAAUGGAAGCCAUAGAGAAGGAAAAAGCUGAGUUGGCUAAGAAGUUUCACACUACUGUGGAGGAUGUGAGGUCUAUUACCAUGGAAAAUGCCAAUCUGAAAAUCACAGUAGAAAGUCUUCAGUCUGAGAAGGUCAGCAUGAUUCAAUCUGUCCAUCGACUGAGCAAGACUAUAGAAAGGACAGUUGCACAAAAUUUGGAACUGCAGGAGCAACUCCAACAUGCUCACUCUGCCAUUGAAGCGCAUACCAAAAUGGUCGCAGAACUGAAAGGAGAAAUCAGAGAUAAGGAGCCUUGGUCUUCAGAACUUCAGAAGACGCUGAAGCAAGAGGCUGAAACAGAAAUGGAGAUCUUGCCGGCACAAAUACGACAUCAGGAAGAGAAGAUUAGUAAUAUGAAUAACAUGAUUGAUGAGAAGACAAAUUUGCUUCAGAAAUUGGAAGCAAAUGAACAAGUAAGAGAGAAACUGAAAGAAGAAUUAAGCUUGCAUAUAAGUGAAAAGGAAAGAUUGGCGGCUGAACUUAGAAACCAAGCGGAUAAAGUGCAGCAACUAACAAGGGAGACUUCUUUGCUUCCGGAAGAAAGAAAGAAGCUUCAGGAGGAUUUGCAGAGCCUUAAAGCAGAAAAUGGCCAGCUUCAGGAAAAAUUGCUCCAAAAUACUGCAAAGGCCCAGCUAAAUAAAGGUGCUGAAUUGUAUAAGGAGGAAAUCGAGGACCUCAAAACUCAACUUGCCAAAGCUGAUAUGGGAGACUCUGGAGGACCUCUGGUUUGUGGGACUGGAGUACAUGGUAUCGUCUCCUUCAACGGGAAGAGAUGUGGAUCUGGGAAGUACCCCGAUGUCUACACUCAGAUCUCCAAAUACAUCCCUUGAGUCCGUCACAUCUUGGAGGCAUUUUAAUCAGAGGUCUCAGAAAGAGCUAUACUGUAUUGGAAUCCCACAGUUCCUUUGAAAAGGAAUUAUUUGGGAUCGUUCACAAUAAAGAUGUAAAAUGGAGCAGGAACAGUUGGUAAAACGUUUUGCUGAAUAACAC